AUGUAUUGGUUUAUGCCCGCGAAUACGGGCGAUGAUGAUGCAGGGUCAAAUCAGCCUGCGCGCACUGCCGCAGUACCUCUCAAGUCCUUCGGCAAGUCCAAGCCAGCGCUACCCCAACGUCUCAUUCGGAGCUCCCAGACGCUUGUUGAAGUCGGUAAUGGAUCCGAGGUUGGAGAUCUGCUAUCAAAAACAACUCCAGAGCUACCUAUGUCCAAGGAGGAGACUACUCUGUAA
This is a messenger RNA of Peniophora sp. CBMAI 1063, 234 nucleotides long. Lineage: Eukaryota; Fungi; Basidiomycota; Agaricomycetes; Russulales; Peniophoraceae. The record is from the annotation of a GenBank genome assembly.